AUGACGGUCAAGGACGGAUCUCGCUUUGACUUCAUUGUGGUCGGUGGGGGAACUGCAGGUAACUUGGUUGCCGGUAGACUUGCAGAAAAUCCCAACGUCAAAAUUUUGGUUAUUGAGGCCGGCGUGGGAAAUUCUCACGAAAUCGAGGAGAUCAGGACCCCCGCAGAGGCCAUGGAGCUCCGCAACAGCAAGUAUGACUGGGCCUACAAGACCACAAUGGUCAAGCGUGACGACUACGAGCGUGUGGAGAAGCCCAACACUCGCGGUAAAGCCCUUGGCGGUAGCUCAUCCUUGAACUAUUUCACAUGGGCCCCUGGAUCCAAAGGCACCUAUGACCUGUGGGAAGAGUAUGGAGGGAAGGAGUGGACGUGGGAUCACCUUGUUCAUUACCUGCGAAAAUGUGCUACCUACCAUGAUGACGACAACGUGUACCCCGAAAUUCUCAAAAAGAUUGGAACGGAUGGCCCUAUCCCCAUUUCUCAUUCGCGCUUGAUCCCUGAGAUGAAGCCUUUCCGCGAACUUCUCAUUAAGGCUUGGGAGUCCACCGGUCAUCCUAUCACGGAAGAUAUCUUUGAUGGUACGAUGAGAGGCCUAACACACAGUGUCAACACAAUUUAUAAAGGCCAACGCUCGGGGAGUUUUCUCUGUGUGAUCGACAAACCAAAUGUCACUAUUCUACCAGAAGUCCAUUCCAAGCAACUUAUCAUCGAUACGGCGGAUCGCGUCUGUAAGGGCGUAACGGUUAUCACUGAUUCCGGAAAGGAGCUAAAUCUGUUUGCUAUGCGUGAAGUUAUUGUAUCCGAAGGCGUAUUUGAGACUCCUAAGCUUUUGAUGCUGAGCGGUAUUGGUCCAGCAAAGGAGUUGGCAAAACAUAACAUCGAUACAAUCGUCAACUCCCCCCAUGUUGGCCAACAUCUGCUUGACCAUCCCGGCGUGCCCUUUGUCCUUCGUGUCAAAGACGGGUAUGGAAUGGAUGACCACGUUUUGCGAAAGGGCGCUAAGCAUGAUCAAGCCAUGAAGAGCUAUAGCAAGGAUCAUGGUGGACCGAUGGGAUCGGGUUUCUUGGAGAUGGUUGGAUUCCCUCGCAUUGAUGAUUACCUCGAGAGAAGUCCGGAAUAUCGAGAGGCUAAGGCUUCAAACGGUGGAGUCGACCCCUUCUGCCCUUAUAAUCAACCUCAUUUCGAGCUCGACUUCGUCUGUCUAUUUGGCAGUGCCUUCCAGUGGCACUACCCUACUCCCAGCAAGGGUGACCACAUCACCGUGAUGGUUGAUCUUGUCCGCCCGGUGUCCGAUCCUGGUGAGGUUACACUGAAUAGCGCCGAUCCUCUCCAGCAAGCCAACAUCAACUUGAAUUAUUUUAAUAAUGAUCUUGAUAUCAUUGCAAUCCGCGAGGGGAUCAGAUACAGCUAUGAUAUUCUGAAGAAUGGUGAAGGUUUUAAGGAUAUCAUUGUUGAUGAGUACCCUUGGGAAAUGCCGUUACAUUCGGAUGAUCUGAUGAAGCGAACGGUGUUAGAUCGCUCCCAGACUUCAUUCCAUCCCUGUGGCACUGCCCGUUUGGCCAAGAGCAUUGAGCAAGGGGUCGUAGACCCUGCGCUCAGUGUUUUUGGAAUCAAGAACCUACGGGUCAUUGAUGCAUCUGUGAUUCCCGUCAUUCCUGAUUGUCGAAUUCAAAAUUCCGUUUACAUGGUUGCUGAAAAGGGCGCGGAUAUGAUCAAGCAAACUCAUCGGGAUAUAUUCGUCCAUUGA
Penicillium verhagenii is the source of this 1746-nucleotide messenger RNA. RefSeq names its product GMC family oxidoreductase. The record is from RefSeq and is a predicted model, not a curated record. NCBI's taxonomy places the organism in Eukaryota, Fungi, Ascomycota, Eurotiomycetes, Eurotiales, Aspergillaceae. The transcript has a single exon. Bases 1 to 1746 code for a protein of 581 amino acids. Gene Ontology annotation, molecular function: oxidoreductase activity, acting on CH-OH group of donors; flavin adenine dinucleotide binding.